Messenger RNA from Telopea speciosissima, 846 nucleotides. RefSeq lists its product as uncharacterized. The record is from RefSeq and is a predicted model, not a curated record. Bases 41 to 808 code for a protein of 255 amino acids. The transcript has 6 exons. Lineage: Eukaryota; Viridiplantae; Streptophyta; Magnoliopsida; Proteales; Proteaceae.
GAUAGAUGUGAUAGGGUCGCAUGAGCCUUUGAGGUGAGUCAUGAUCCUUCACAGUGUCAUCCUCCCUCCUUCUGCGCUGCUCUCUGUAAAGCUCCAUCUCCGUCAAACUCCUUGCCUUCUGCUUCCAUCUUCCAAUGUCAGAGCUUUACAUGUGAAGAAAAAGGCGAACCUGCGAAGGAUCAGGGAUUUGAAAUGCAGUGCAGAAUUUUCUCAGGACGCCCCUUUUGCGGUUGCAAUCGGAGCUUGCGUUCUCAAUUCGCUGAUUUUCCCGGUCUCUAGCGUACCGGAAGAUGAUGGCAACUCUACUAUCGAUGCUACUGAUGCGAGGUUUGCCGUGAUGGGAAUCAUAAGCUUCAUACCCUACUUUAAUUGGCUGAGUUGGGUUUUCGCGUUGCUUGACACUGGUCGACGGCGUUAUUUGGUCUACUCCAUCGUAUACUUGCUCCCUUACCUCAGAACGAACUUGUCACUUUCUCCUGAGGAGAGCUGGCUGCCAGUUGCUAGCAUUGUCUUCUGCAUUAUUCACAUUCAGCUUGAGGCAAGCAUCAGUAAUGGAGAUCUUCAGGGCUUCCAACAAUUUGGUGCAGCUCUAAAGUCUCUCUCAUCGAUGACCAGGAAAAAAGAUGUUUAUUUUGAAGGUCAUCAAGGAUCUCCAGAAAAGGAAAGGGAAAAGGGAAAAAUGAAUCCACCCUCUGCUGGAGAAAAAUCAAGUAAAGAGAUUCAGGGAUGGAGAGUUCACAGAAAGCCACUGGAUGAACAAGACCUAAAAGAAAAUGGUGACUCGAAUGACAGUGAUGGAUGGUCCUAAUGGCUGCAAUUUAAUGACAACGUUCCUUUUCUGAGGCA